This is a messenger RNA of Silurus meridionalis, 1284 nucleotides long. RefSeq names its product macrophage mannose receptor 1-like. Bases 37 to 1164 code for a protein of 375 amino acids. The transcript has 6 exons. The record is from RefSeq and is a predicted model, not a curated record. NCBI's taxonomy places the organism in Eukaryota, Metazoa, Chordata, Actinopteri, Siluriformes, Siluridae.
AAAGCGGACCAGAGAUACAUAAGUUUUCCUACAGAUAUGUUUUGGAUUAUUUCAGUGACCAUUUUCUUCUCAGUAUGUGGUGUAACAGUGAACAUUCCUCAUCGCUAUCACUUUGUGAACGAGAAUAAAACCUGGAGCGAAGCUCAGACUUACUGCCGAGGCAAAUAUACUGAUCUGGCAACCAUCAGCAACAUGGAUGAGAUGAAGAAGCUGAAUAUCACACUGAAGAAGGAACCUGCAAAUCUAGCUUGGAUCGGUCUAAAGAGCGAGAGCGUUGGGGAAUGGAAGUGGUCUCAAACUUUCUACAAAGGUGGAGACACUUACAGGAACUGGAGUAGUGGAGAACCAAACAAUGCUGGAGGAAAUGAUCACUGUGCUGUUAUUGCAAAAAAUGGAUUUUGGUAUGAUUACAGAUGCGACUUAAUGUUACCUUUUGUUUGUUAUGACGGAAAGAAUUCAAUAUACUUAUUCGUUCAAAUUAAAAAAAGGACCUGGUAUGAAGCUCAGACCUUCUGCAGAGAGAACUACACCGACCUGGUCAGUGUGAGGAACCAAGCUGGGAAUGAAUUGAUCAGAAAUCUUACUCGAAAUUCAGUGAAUAAUAGGUCUUGGAUUGGUCUCUUUAAUGACUCCUGGAAGUGGUCAGAUCAGAGUAAAUCCUCAUUCAGAUACUGGAGCUCUGACAAACCCAGAGAUGAUUUGAAAUGUGCAGCAGUGAGUGGGUCUGAGCAACACUACUGGAGUGAUGUGAGCUGCACAGAACAACUUCCAUUCAUCUGCCAUGAGAAAUUCCUGAUCCUGAUUAAAAUGAAUCUGAGCUGGUGGGAAGCUCUGAACUACUGCAGGAACCAUCAUCAUGACCUGGUCUCAGUUCGCAGUGAAGAGAUGCAGCUCUGGGUGAAGGACGUGGCUCAAAAAGCCUCCACUGAACACGUGUGGCUCGGUCUGCGUCACGACUGUGUCCAGCGUAUCUGGUUCUGGGUUUACGGAUCGAUGAUCUGCUAUCAGAACUGGGCUCCGGGGUACGGGACCUGGAAUGAAGACUGCAGCCAGGAGAAGAGAAGUGGAGCAGUUCAGGCUGGAGGAACGCAGCAGUGGAUCGAUCUGCCUGAGAGCUACAAACUCAACUUCAUCUGCUCUACUUAUGACGAUAUGUUUUAUUAAACAUGAAGACUGAAGACAAGCUGUGGUCCAUCACCAUAAUGAUGUUCCUCAACGUCAGAUUGCAGAGACAUCGAAUAUCUGAUCAUCUACAGUACAUAUCCUUAGCAUCCGACCUCUUUU